Molecule: messenger RNA, 6091 nt
Organism: Biomphalaria glabrata
Lineage: Eukaryota; Metazoa; Mollusca; Gastropoda; Planorbidae
Product: receptor-type tyrosine-protein phosphatase T-like
Exons: 36
Coding region: 42-4847 (1601 amino acids)
Biological process (GO): protein dephosphorylation
Molecular function (GO): protein tyrosine phosphatase activity; protein binding
Source: RefSeq, a predicted model, not a curated record
AAACUGUCAACACUUGUCUCGGAUACUUGAAGAGUACAAAAAUGCAACAAUUCGCUACUGACUCUCUUACAUUCUGGUUCAGUAUUGUCUGUCUUACUCACAUAGUCAGUGCAGUAGAGAGAAUGAAAAGUUUGAUGGAAAGAUGCCCUGAUGGAUAUUUUGGUUACAAGUGCAAGUUUCGAUGUCAAUGUCAACAUCAGGAAGUUUGUGAUAAAAUUUCUGGACAUUGUCCAAAAGGCUGCAAAAAUGGAUUUUGGGGGACUAGCUGUCAUCUAGACAACAUGUGCUAUUACAACAACCAGCGACGACUGUAUUUGGGGUCAAUCUCCUAUACAAGUAAAAUGAAUACAUGCCAGCGAUGGGAAGCCAAAGUUCCCCAUGCCCACAACUAUACAGAGAAAAGUUUUCCAGAUAAUCGUUUACCUAGCAACUUUUGCAGAACAACUCCAGAUUCAGAUAGACCGUGGUGUUAUACCACAGAUACACACGACCGAUGGGGAUAUUGUAAAAUAAAUAAUUGCGAAUGCCCUGUGGGAAGAUUUGGACAAAACUGUCACAAAGAAUGUCAUUGUAAAGAUGACAAUGAAAAAUGUGACAGCAUGAAAGGAAUUUGUCGCACUGGUUGUGCUCGAGGCUGGUCCGGCCUGGACUGUCAAAAACCUGAAGAUUGUCCAGAAAAUCUUUACGGUUGGGAGUGUGGUCUUGUAUGCCAAUGUGACAAUCCAAGACACUGUGAUCGCUUCUGGGGGCCAACAAAAUAUUGUAAUUGUAAAAAGGGAUUUUUUAAUCCCCCAAAUUGUGAGCCAGUGACAGCCCCUAAGAUUGUGGAUUUUGUCAACGAAAAGGUUAACUCAGGCCAAGCCAGCGAAUUUAACUGUACAAUAGCAGCCUACCCAACCCCAACAGACAGAGAUGUGAAUUUGAUUAGUGAGGACGGGAAAAGAUAUUCUCCAAAGUCCUACAAAGAUCUUGAAGGCUAUCUCUAUACCAGACAAUUCACUUUCUUGGCCAAAAACGUGAUGUACAAUGAAAAGUAUACUUGUUCUAUACAGUCCACUGCAGGAAGUAGUAAAAUGACCAAAGCAGCAAAUGUUUUUCAGCUACCAAGAUUAGUUUCCGCCCCUGCCAUCUAUCAUGUGAGUUCUUCAAACGCUACAGUUUUCUGGUAUCCGUGGAAUAAGAACAGAGGUGAUACCGGGGAUGAACCAGUGAUUAGCUAUCAUGUGUACAUAAAACAUAAACACGAGAACACGUACACACCAGCUGGACGUCUACUAUCGAGUCAAUGUGCUGAUAAAUGUUUGUUCACUUUCAACAACUUACAAGCCAACACAAUGUAUUUGGUGUAUGUUGUGGUACAACGCAGUGGUUUAGGUGGUGAAGGUCUACCAAGUCCAUACAUGUAUAUCAAUACUGAGUGUGCAGCGCCUAAACUGCCAGUAGUCAUUGAAAAAAUAUCUUCAGAUCUCCAGCUGAACGAAACUUUCCCUAAGACUAAAGUAACUGUCAAGUGGAAGGACCCUGACUUAUCAUCAAUAAACUGCCAACGAAUAAAGAAGUACAUUUUAUACAUCAGCUCUGAACUGGGCAGAACUAGUGACAGACAACGUGAUAAGAGAAUCAUUGAGAUUACAGGUGAUGGUGAUAGUGUAUCCGUGCCGAAUUUGGAGCCAUUUAUGCAAUACUGUGCCGAAAUUGAAUUUCAAAAUGAUGCUAUGUAUACAAGUCCAUUGUCAACACGAGAAUGUAUAGUCACACAAUCAACAGUACCUGGACCUCCUACAUACUUUAGACUACAUUCCCAUAACAGCACUGCUGCUACAUUAACAUGGCAGCCACCCAAAAAUAAUGUUGGUGCUAUCUUAAAGUAUCAUGUCCAGUACUAUGAAGAUAAUAACCCAACAUUAAAAGAAUUUGUUGUCCCGGCAUUAGAAAAAGACACAAUAGAGUUCACUAUGACACAUCUGAGACCGAACACGUAUUACAAGGUCAAGGUCAAGGCAGAAAAUGUUGCUGGCAACGGGACGACAACUCCCAAUAAUGUCGUCUUCACCACAGAGGAGGGAGUGCCUGGUCCAGUUCAUCAUCUCACCAAUGUAUCUAAAACAACGACAUCUCUAGGACUUCAGUGGCAGCUGCCUUUACAACCUAACGGACAAGUUUUACAUUUCGAGGCAUCAUGUCAGGCUAAGGAAUCUUUAUCUAAUGGACCUUCUGUUUCCCCUCAUGUAAACAUAGUACCUCCAAAUGUCCUAGAAAUCGUGAUUAGAAACCUUGUGCCUGCGACUUUAUACAUGUGUUCUGUGACUGGUAGGACUAAAAAAGGUCUUGGUCAACCAGCUAACAUACAAGUUUGGACCUUACCGGAAGAGCCUAGCCCACCUUUCCCACCUGAAAUUAUUAAACUUACGGAGAACACAGCAACAUUGAAGCUCCAUGAGUCUAAUGAUCGCACAAUCAGAUUUUAUCGCCUCAUUGUGGAAACGCACCGCAAUGGUCCUAGAAAACGCAAUACUUAUAAACAUUUAGUUGAGUUAAACUACGACCAUCACUCAUCAAUGAAAGGUAUAACUAACACAUAUAUUACUGCCCAGUUUCCACGAUACAGACUGAGAGGAACAUUUGUUAUAGGAGACAACAAAACCUAUGAAGGCUACUACAAUGGACCUUUAAAACAAGACCAAGAAUACACUAUUUGGCUUGGUGCUUUUUCUAACGUAGAUGGGAUAAAUCAACAUGUAUUUGUAAAAGCAGAUAGACCUAUUCAAGCAAGGUCAUUUUCUGAAGAAAAAUCUACCAACUCUGUGCCAGUUAUUAUUGGGGUUAUUAUUGUGUUCUUGCUGCUGAUUGCAAUAAGCGUAGUACUGUUACUUUUGUGGAGGCGAAGACAUAAUACAGAUGAACAAGAAAAAGCAGAAAUUCCAUUUUUUGGGCCUAGAAUUUUUCCAGAACCUGAAUCAUCAGACCCUUCAUUGCCAAUGUCAAAAGAAAAGCAUCCAUCCAUUGACAAUAUAGACUCUGAGCCUCUUAUAAACAGCCCAUUGAAUGAUUGUAUACUGGACUCGGAGCCUAUGUACUAUAACAGUGAUGAUGUCAUUGCACCAAUAAAAGUAGAAGAUUUAUGGGAUUAUAUUAGAUCAAAUAAACAAAAUGAUCUUGAAGGACUAAAGAGAGAAUUUAAGCUUUUACCAGCUGGUAUAACAUCAACUUGUGAAAUAGCUAGAAGAAAUGAAAAUAAGCUGAAAAAUAGAUAUGGAAAUAUAAUUGCUUAUGAUCAUACUCGAGUUGUGUUAGAUGUUGAAGGAGAAGACAUUCAUGAUGACUAUAUAAAUGCUAACUAUAUUGAUGGCUACAACAAAAAGAAAGUGUACAUAGCAGCUCAAGGUCCAAGUAGACCAACAGUGAAUGAUAUUUGGAGGAUGGCAUGGAAAGAAAAUUCAAAAUCAAUUAUCAUGUUAACCAAUUCAACUGAAUCUGGCAAGAAAAAAUGUGAUCAAUAUUGGCCAGAUACUGGCUGUGAACAGUAUGGUAAUAUAUCAGUUCAAUUGCUAAAUACAGAUGUGCUACCAGAUUUUACUGUGAGAACAUUCUUAAUUAGUAAGGGUGGACAGUCUAAAUAUCUAAAACAAUUUCAUUAUACAGCAUGGCCAGAUCAUGGAGUUCCUCGCUUUGGUCAUUCAUUAUUGUUGUUUAGACAGAAAAUAAGACUCUAUGAUUCUCUAGAUGGUGGAACCUUAAUUGUACACUGCAGUGCUGGUGUAGGGCGUACAGGGACUUAUAUUGCUAUUGAUACACAACUAGAGAAAGCCAAAUCCGAAGGAAUUAUUGAUGUAUUUAACUUUGUUCAUUUAAUGAGAACACAGAGAGUAAAUAUGGUUCAAACACUUGAACAGUAUGUCUUUGUCUAUGACUGUUUAUUAGAAGCUCUUAUAUGUGGAGAUACAACCAUUUCAUUACGAGCUUUUCCUGAUGUUUACUCUGACCUAUGUCAGUUUGAUGCAGAUAUCUCAAAAACUAAACUUGAAGAACAAUUUGAGAUUUUAAAAUUGUUAUCCACAACAAUUGAAAGAGAUGAAAGCUCAACGGCACUAACACCAGAAAAUAUUUUUAAAAACAGAUGCAAAAACAUAAUACCAGCUAAUCGUUGCAGACCAUACUUAAUGACAUCUUGUGAGGGUUGUAAUGACUAUAUAAAUGCUGUUUUCUUGAAUAGCUAUUGUAAAAAAGAUCACUUACUAGUAACACAGAUGCCUUUACCAAAUACAGUGACAGAUUUUUGGAGAUUAAUUUAUGAUCACAAGUCCUACUGUAUAGUCAUGCUGAAUGAAGUGGAAAGAAAUGAUGAUACUUGUGAACAAUAUUGGUCAGAGGAACCUGAUGGUGUGGUCUAUGGUCCAUUUCAAGUGGAGACAACAUCAGAGAUUAAAUCUAAUCCCAUCGUCACUGUCCGUGAUUUCACUGUUACCUGUUCAGCCAUGCCUGAACAACCCCCACGACAAAUAAGGCAGUUCCACUUUCACCGAUGGCAGGAAGGUUCAGCUAUACCAAGUUCUCAUUUGGCAUUGCUAGAAUUAGUGGAUUUAGUUGAUACAUGGCAGCAAUCUCACGAAGGGCCAAUAACUGUGCAUUGCAUGAAUGGAGCAAGUCGGAGUGGUUUGUUUUGUGCAGCAUUGACAAUUUUGGAAAGAAUGAAAAAAGAUCAAGAAGUGGAUGUAUUUCAAGCUGUAAAGCAAUUGAGACUCAACAGAACUCAGCUCAUAGACAAUAUGGAGCAGUAUCAGUUUUGCUAUGAAUUUUUGAUGGAUUAUCUCUCUUCUAGUCAGAAUAGCAUUUCUAUAGCAUCAUGACAUAGUGCUAGAGAUCAUGGCAAAAGUCUUCCUACAAUACUGCUGUCAUGAAAGACAACUAAGACACUAAUCAAGUUCAUACAUGUGUUAAAUAAAAGAAAUUACUGAACAAAAAAAAAAUUGUGAAUUUAUUUUUCUACAUAAAAACUUCCACUUUGCAUGAAUUUUAUUACAAGAAAGUAAUACUGUAAUACUUUUACUGUCAUUCUACUAGCAUCUCUUCAAGAAUAAUAAAAGUACAAUGGUAAAACUAUUGAUUAAUUGUAUCAUAGUAAACUUAAAAACAGUUUUCUAUCAGUAUCAGUUUUUUUUUUAAAUGAAUGGGGCCGUUAAAUGGCAAUGAUACAUUUCUCUCUGUAUCAGUGAAGUGAAGAUUUUAACAUGAAUAUGUUAUGUUAAUAUUUACAAUCACCUUCCUAUUUCUUUUUUUAAAUAUGAAAUUGCUUUCUAACAUUUCUACAAUGCAGACACUGGCAUUAAUUUACAUCUUGUGUUUUGUAGUCAAAAAGGUUUUUUCAUUUGUUUAUGUACAAAAAGCAAUACUAAUCAUAAUACUCGAUCUCAUAUAUAAAUAUAUAUAUAUAUUGUUCUUUUAUCCUUUGUAUUGAAUUAUUGACAAUUAGAACUUUUUUACACAUUUUCUUAGUACACCUAAUUUAUUGAUUAGAAUUUUAAACAAUAUUAUCUUUCUCUCAUUUGAUUUCUCCUCCACAUAUGGGUAAGUGAAAAAAUGUGUAACAUAAAUAUCAACUGUAGGUUCAUCAAGCAUGAAUGUUAUAUUGAUUUCUCUUUUUGAAUAUGAAUUUUAAAAAUGUUGGUUGAUUAUAAUGACUAGUUGUGAGCUAUGAUCUAAUUAUUCUAAGAAUGAUUGUUAUAAUGUUUAUUAAACUUUUAACCAGUGUUGUUGUUUUUUUUCGUCUUAGCACUGGUGACAUCAUUUUAAUGAAAACGUUCUGUUCUGUUUAACUGCUGAGUUAUAUUCUAUACAUUUCUAUGAAUUAAGAGAACUAUUAAUUAUAGUUAUUUCAUUACUACUGCAGUAAUAUAGUAAUGUAAAUUAAAAUUAUUAUCAUUAAUACAAAAUAUGGAAGUUAAAAUUUGUAUUUUGCUAUGUUAUUUGUCAGUGAAGUACCUACCGGUACUAAGCUUAUUUAAAAUUGUAACUUUUUUAAAAAUCUAAAAAAAUAAUUUCAUUUCUAAUUAUUGUUGCGAUGAACUAUUGAAAUGACAAUUAAAAUGUGAUA